AUGAAUCCGGAUUUCCAGUCAGUCGUUCCGAUUUUACGGAUAUUCGACAUCAAAAAGGCCGACGAAUUCUACCUUGACUUCCUCGGAUUCACGGUAGACUGGGAUCACCGUUUCGACGACAACGCGCCAUUGUAUCGCCAAAUCUCCAAGGGCAAUCUCAUUCUGCACCUCAGCGAACAUCAUGCAGAUGGAAGCCCGGGUGUCAAAAGCCGUGUCAUGAUGAGGCAGGGAAUCACUGGGUAUCACGAGGAGCUUAUCGCCAAGCAAUACCGGUAUAUGAGGCCGGGGUUGGAGAAAGGCUACGGGGGACCGGAUGCUCGGGAGCUCACAGUUAUUGAUCCCUUUGGCAACAAUAUCACUUUUUGCCAAGUCGAAAGAGACACACAGGCUGUCACCGCGGCUUAG
Molecule: messenger RNA, 405 nt
Organism: Trichoderma citrinoviride
Lineage: Eukaryota; Fungi; Ascomycota; Sordariomycetes; Hypocreales; Hypocreaceae
Product: Glyoxalase/Bleomycin resistance protein/Dihydroxybiphenyl dioxygenase
Exons: 1
Coding region: 1-405 (134 amino acids)
Biological process (GO): response to antibiotic
Source: RefSeq, a predicted model, not a curated record